UUUAGAAAAAAUAACAGAUUAUUCAGUGUUGCAGGUUUCAUACAUUUUCCAACCAAAUGUCAUAUUUGACAGUACCAGUUACCUGAGUUACUGAGGGGUAAUCAGAUUUACGAUACAGUUUCGGAAUGCAAGUGUCUAGUCGUGUCGUUGGGGAUACUGUGCAACAUUACAGAAUGCAGCCAUAAACUAAAUAUCAUCGCAGCCAUCGCGAAGAUUGUCACUUUUGUCGUUGUCGUCCGUGAGAAAACGAAAACAAUCGAGAUUCAAAACCGGUAAGCUUGCUGGUUUGCGAGUGAUGAUAUUCCGAAAAUUAACAAACAAUAUCGUAACCAACAUUAUUAAGAACAUUUCGGUUUUCUCCGUUCCUACCGAAGCCAUCCACGGACUCUGCAAAAUGAAAUUCCUCAAUCAGCAGGAAGCGAUCGCGGUAGACGAAGAACUUUUUAACCAGUACCGAUUCAGCGUCGACCAGUUGAUGGAGUUGGCGGGCCUUAGCUGUGCCCAUGCCAUCAACGAUUGCUACGGCACCAGUGCUAUAAACAAACGUGUUCUUGUUUGCUGUGGCCCCGGUAACAACGGUGGCGAUGGUCUGGUAGCUGCCCGCCAUUUGGUACUGAUGAACUACGAACCGUAUGUAUACUAUCCAAAGCGAACGCCGAAAGAGUUAUUUGCAAAUCUUCAGCACCAGUGUGAGUCGAUGGGAAUCACGGUUAGCCAGGAAUGUCCAACGUUAAACUGGGUCGAUGACCGAUUCGGACUGAUCGUAGAUGCGCUGUUUGGAUUCAGUUUCAAGCCCCCGGUUAGGGAGUCCUUCGUUCCUAUUAUGGAGGUGUUGAGACGGACAAAGGUUCCCAUCGCGAGUAUUGACAUUCCGAGUGGUUGGCAUGUAGAGGAAGGUCCGCAGAGUGAAGAGGAUAUUAAACCGGACUGUUUGAUUUCGCUGACAGCACCUAAGAUGUGUGCAGCGCAUCUUGCAAGUGUGAAACACUACCUCGGCGGUCGUUUUGUCCCACCUAAGUUGCAGGAAAAGUAUUCGUUGCAACUCCCAACAUAUGCGGGAAAUGAUUUGUUUGUUAGACUAGUCUAAUUUAUUGUUUGGUUUAAAAAAGGACAUUUCGGAGAUUGUUGAAACAUUGCAUUGAUAUUUCAUACCAAAAAAUAAGCUCUGUUUAAAAAUAC
Messenger RNA from Topomyia yanbarensis, 1179 nucleotides. RefSeq names its product NAD(P)H-hydrate epimerase (gene Naxe). The transcript has 3 exons. Gene Ontology annotation, cellular component: mitochondrion. Bases 296 to 1087 code for a protein of 263 amino acids. Gene Ontology annotation, molecular function: NAD(P)HX epimerase activity. NCBI's taxonomy places the organism in Eukaryota, Metazoa, Arthropoda, Insecta, Diptera, Culicidae. The record is from RefSeq and is a predicted model, not a curated record.